UUUUUUUACCAAAAUUUUCAGGUGCUUUAUCCGUACUAGUCAGUCUAGAGUAGCAGACCAAAGCUUUCUCCACAAAAAAAAAAAAAAAAAAAAAUCUUCACGCUCUUCUCUUCCUCGUUGAAGAUGUUCGAAAUCACUUUGGCAUUUGGGUUUCUGUUUUGAACCCAUUUGAAGACCUGCAUUUUCUUCUUAAAGAGGACAUUGUGUAAUUUUUCGUUUUUUGCUGUACUUAAGCAGGAUAUUGAGCUUCAACUUCAUGCCAUGGGAAAAACUCCGGGAAAAUGGUUUAAGAACCUUCUUCUUGGGAAGAAAUCAUCAAAGUCAAAUCUUUCUAAAGGAAGAGAAGUACUGAAACCUUCAAACAAAGGGGAGCAAUUGGUCUCUUCUAAGUUAUCUAAUGUAACUUCGGAAGCUCCAAUCAUUUCACCGCCAAUUGUUGGAACUAUUACCGGUAAUGAAAUUGACUCGGAUAACGAGGUGGUUUCCAAAUUACAAAGUGAGGAAGUUGUUCUUUCAAAUGUAAAAGAAGGUGGCUCUACUACACAAGCUGCUGCAGUGUCAGCUGAAGACCCUGAGAGAAUUAGGCUAGAGCAAGCUGCUACAAAGGCACAGGCUGCUUUCAGGGGCUAUGUGGCUCGCCGGGAAUUCCAGACACUUAAGUGCAUCAUAAUGUUGCAAUCACAUGUCCGUGGUCACUUGGUUAGAAGACAGGCGGUAUCUACGUUGUGCUGUGUGAAGGGAAUUGUUAAGUUCCAGGCAAUAGUUCGUGCUCGCAAGGACUCCAAAGUAAGUGCAGCUACUAAAUUCAGGAGGCUGUCCAAAAAGAUUUUUGUUUUCAAGCUUCUUGCUUCAUUGCCUACUGCAAUUCCUCUGCGUCUACAGUAUGGUUCAGGAGAACCCAACUCUGCCUCCCUGUGGCUUGAACGCUGGAGCAGAUCACAUUUCUGGGAACCCCUUUCCGAGCCGAAGAAAAAUCCUGAUUCAAAAUCACGUAGAAGUGGGGAAGACAAGUCAAAAAAAAGUGUCCGAAGGAUGUCUGGUGCAAAUGCCGAAAAUGGAUCAGCAUGCUCCACUUUAGAUUCUGAAAAGGGUAAACGUAACUCAAAAAAAGUUUCUAGUCAACCAGUAAAUUCUGCUCAUGAACGUUCUCCGAUUGAGAUUGAGAAGAUUAAGCGCAGUUCAAGAAAAACUCCUGAUCCCACAAAAGAGGUUUCUGAUCGAUCAGAAGUUGAUAUUGGGAAACCGAAACACAGAAUGAGGAAGCCAUUAGGUGCUGCUGCUCCUGCUAUUUCAGAGCAGGGUGCUAAUGAUUCUGCUGAGAAGUCGAAAGACAUUCCCGUGGCAUCACCAAAGCAAUCUGAUAUCGAGAAGGACAUGGAAUUGGAUAACGCUGAUAAUUCUGUUGGUAAGUUAGAUUGCCAAUCGCCUCUUGAUUUGCAACCUAUGGAGAACAUUGGUAAAACGGAAGAUAUUCAAGAAUUGAAUCAGCAGUUAGGCAGCAAGGAUGAUUCUGUGCUCAAUGAUAACCCAAAAACCAGCCAAAGAAGAGCUUCUUUACCUGCAAAGUUUGAGCCUCAAGAGAAUGGUUCACAAAACACACCUAAAUUACCAAGCUAUAUGGCACCAACUGAAUCUGCAAAAGCUAAGCUGAGAGGACAAGGCUCCCCACGAUUUUCCCGGGAUGCAGUUGAGAAGAAUGUUUUACUGAGACGGCAUUCUUUGUCCUCGUCCACUAACAGCAUGUUAAGUUCCCUUUCCCCACGAGCACACAAGUUGGUUCAAGCAACUGGCAGAGGAGCGAUCCGAGGCGACAGAUCUUUAUCAUCAUCUAGAGAUGGUGGUGAUAAGCUGAUCCAAGCUGAGUGGAGAAGGUGACUUUGCACAGCAAACCGUUCAUGGGAAAAUAGCUCGAGUUGCAUGGCUGCAGGUUUUCUUCAUGUUAUCCUUGUUUUUAGGUGAAAAACUGGUUUGUUUUUGUAAUUGGUUUUAGCAUGUUCCUCUCUAUUGUUUGUUUAGGUAGUGGUACAUUCUUACAGGUCUUAGUGCUUGGACUUUAGGCUUGAGCUGUAUAAUUUUAAGCUUUCAGUCUCAUCAAAUUUUAACUUUACACAAAUCUCAGAAGGCUUCACUUCUAUUCCGUUUGUCUUUUGAUACUUGGAAGUUUUUAAAUCCUUGGAUUUUGUUAUCACAAACAUCCGAGCUAGUUUGGUUGCUGGUUUGAAUGACAAGACUAAGAAGCA
This is a messenger RNA of Morus notabilis, 2240 nucleotides long. Its product is annotated as protein IQ-DOMAIN 31. The coding region runs from base 262 to 1875 and encodes 537 amino acids. The transcript has 8 exons. The record is from RefSeq and is a predicted model, not a curated record. NCBI's taxonomy places the organism in Eukaryota, Viridiplantae, Streptophyta, Magnoliopsida, Rosales, Moraceae. Gene Ontology annotation, molecular function: protein binding.